This is a messenger RNA of Saccharomyces cerevisiae S288C, 915 nucleotides long. RefSeq names its product Uip4p (gene UIP4). The record is from RefSeq and is marked reviewed. The transcript has a single exon. Gene Ontology annotation, cellular component: nuclear envelope; endoplasmic reticulum membrane; mitochondrial outer membrane. Lineage: Eukaryota; Fungi; Ascomycota; Saccharomycetes; Saccharomycetales; Saccharomycetaceae. Bases 1 to 915 code for a protein of 304 amino acids.
AUGGUCACCAUUGUAUUUGAUCAUCCGGCGGAAGACUUUCCAGAGUUGAAGAUCGCUGGGGAGUUUACCAAUUGGGAAGGUGUACCCAUGAAAAUAAAUACCAGUAGCGGGAAAUGGGAAUACAAAUUUGAUGAAUCUUCGGUAACCAAACAUAAUGAUAAAGAUAAGGUACAUUUCAAAUUUAUAGAUCAGAACGGUAACUGGUUUGCCGAUGAUGAGUAUCCAAAGGAGGUGGACGAGCACAGCAAUGAAAACAAUGUUGCUACUUUAAAUAACGAAGAGGACGGCGGAAGCGCUGGUGAAGAAAAGGACGAGGGCGACAAAACUGCACACAAUACAAAUGAAAAUGGGUCAGAGUUGUACUAUGAGGGCCCUGAGACGCCAACUCCUUCUUUAAAAGGUAAUGUAACGUUUCCUUCCCCUAAAACAGCUAUUUCGCAAGAUGGUUCUGCUUUUGCAAAAGAGACUACCAGGAAAGAAAGAAAGUAUGAACAUGCUCCAUUGAACGAAGUUCCAGUAGAAAGAGAUCCAAAAGAAGAGAAUAAGGAGCUCUCUCCAAACUUUUCUCAGGAACAGACAGAGAAUAAACAGGACAAAGGUUUAGACAAUCUAUCUGAAGGUAAUGAUAAUGAUAACACAAGAGUUAAUGAAGAUACAGACGUCACCGACACGCAAGAAUCAGAACAUGAGAUCAACGGUUCUGAUACUGAAAAUACGGAUAUGUCCGAACAAGAAGAAAUACAGAAAAUAGAUAAACCCGCCGAUCAAAACGCUAAGUCAAUUGUAAAAGAAGGCGAUGCCAAUACUGAAGAUUAUGAAAGUGUUUUGAAAAAGCUACUGGGAGCGUUAGGACGCUUUUUUGGCUCAUGGUUUUCUUGGUUGACAACGAAAAUGUCAAGCUCAGAGGCAUCAUAA